CUCUAGUACGUCUUAGUAUCGACCCGUACCCAACCGCACUCGAUUCGUAUCGCAAGAUCUGCCUGUCCUCCACCUUCAGGCCGAGCGCCGCCCGGCGCCGAGCAGCUUGCAGACAAGGCUGCUGGCCUCUCCCUGGACGCUUAUGGGACUGCUCGCCUGGCGGCUCUGGCUCUGACCCGCCGAGAGCUCUUUAUGCGGGCCGAGAUCGUCAUCUUCGGCAAUCGCGGUCAGGGUGGCCCCUCUGGGCUUCCGCAGAUAGCCGCAGAGGUCACCUGGUGGAGCGGCGCGGCGCCGUGUACCCAGGCUUCCUCCCGGCGGCGAGCACCCCAGCGCUAGUUCUGCCCGCUGCGCCGACCCGCUCCCCCCCUAGCGUGAUCGGGAAUCACGAGGUGAAGGGGUUCGUGGAUCGGGUCGUGGCGAGCGGCGGGAGCAGCAGCCGCCCGCCCCGCGACCCUCUCGCGACCGAGUUCCUCAUAAGCCGCGUCCGCGAGCUCGAGAAGCAGGUGGAGGACCUCGAAAACAAGAUGUGGGAGAUGAAAAACCGAUCCGAGUCCGUCGAAACAACGGCCUUCACGCAUACCCGGGUACCAGGCUGUGGUUCGAUCGGACCCGCUCGGCCGAGGCGGCUCAUUCGCUCGCCGAAAGCAACUUCAGGCUCGCCGCGCUUUGCGCGGAGCGGCUGUACCAGGGCUGGUGGAUGAUGGUCGAGACGGCGUACGGCGCCGGGUGGCGCCCGCCCACCGAGCCGGACGAGGAGAAGGACGUGUGCGACCACCAGCGGUUCGCCUUCUUCGACCGCGGCCACGACUGCUGCAGCGGCGAGAGGCCCAAGUUCGACUGGGACCCAACCGAGCUACGCGAUCGGAUGGAAAAGGCGCUCGAAGAGCCGUGCACAUGCCUCAAUCUUCGCGUUGUCGGCGAGUGAGAGGCGUCUUCCGCCUCCGUGCCGGCCCGUCCCGCGGAGCGAUUUUGGGCUCUGUCUGAGGGUACGAGACCGGGGUGGUGUCUAAAUAUUA
Molecule: messenger RNA, 1016 nt
Organism: Emiliania huxleyi CCMP1516
Lineage: Eukaryota; Haptophyta; Isochrysidales; Noelaerhabdaceae
Exons: 2
Source: RefSeq, a predicted model, not a curated record